AUGGGGUCUGGUGGCGAGACAGCUAUUAGAUACUUAUAUCCGGUGUAUAGCAUCGGUUUCGCCUAUGGCAUACCCCAGGAGGAGCAAGAAGGGAUCUCUCGGGAGAUUAGCAACCGAAACGAUCCCACAUCGCUGAUCGAGGGGUUCGCUUUUGGAAGGGAAGAUCCCUUGGGCUUCCCUCCAGAGGCCAUAGGCACAGAAGCCUAUGUCAAGAAGGGCUGGCACCAGGCAGGCCGAUACCCACACUUCACUGUGGAACUGCGGCACGUAUUCCUCUACGGAGAGUAUAAGCGAUUGGCAACCGCCCAUGUCUACAAAGACUGGUCAGAGACGAUAGAAUUCGCCGAUCAGCGGUGGUUACGCUGGUGCAAGAAGUAUCGCGAUCAGCGUUACAUAGUUUGGGACGUAAGUGCUGAUUUUACUACAGCGCCAUCCAUCAACGCCUAUUUGUGCUCGUCCGCCGGCGUCAUCCCCUCCCGCUUCUCCUCCGGUGGCAGUACCAGCCUUCGGGCACCCCUUUCUCCUCCAGCGCCCUUCAUAGUGUCUUCGCCCCCACAUUCUUUUCCUCAAGCCCUCAAAUGGUUGUUCUCCUGGCCUUGGGUUCAUCGGGUCCUUUCUGAAGUCGUGGAACAAGACGCCAUAAACGACGAUGAAGCUGAUCAGACUCCACUGCGCCACUUUGAUCCAUUUGUUCCACAAUGGCCGCUCAGACUUCAAUUUUAUGCGUCGCUUAAAUUUGCGCUCGAAUCGGAAUUGCUGCUUUUCCGUCAGGGCGCGAAGAUGCGACGGCGGCGGGAUGCUGGCUUAUGCGACCGAUUUUCGAGCGACGCAGAUUUUCGGAUCUAUCUCGAUCGUCAACUGACGUUCUUUACAAAAGUGCGCACGGUCCGAGUCCGCCCCACAAAAACCGCACUCUUGGCAUUCAUCCCGCACUCGGAUUUCCUAACGGAUGACUCCAUCACAAACAAACUCGCCUCCGCCACCACCAACCACUGUUUCUUUUCCCUUCUUACGCUCCCUAUUUCGUUUCCUGGAGGAGUGGUCAUGGCCGAGUCUACAAAAUCCAGCGAGGCGCCCAAGAGCGCCGUCGCCGCCACACUUGAGCAACUCAAGCCGCAAGAGGCUGAGUCAAAGACACUCAAAAUCGAAAACACUGACAAACGUGAUACCUUGAUUGCAGAGGAGAAGAAGUACCAGAAAUUAUGGGAAGAGCAGGGCGUUUUCAACCCCGAUGCUCCCUCACUUGAGGAGGAGCCGUUUGACACUACCACACCAGACCAGCUUCACGAGAAGUUCCCCAAGUGGCUUGGCUGCUUCGCUUAUCCCUACAUGAAUGGAACCCUUCAUGCUGGUCAUGGCUUUACUGCAAGUAAAGUUGAGUUUACUGCUGGCUUCCAGAGGAUGCUGGGUAAGCGAGUGCUUUUCCCAUUGGGAUGGCACGUAACCGGUAUGCCCAUCAAAGCAUGUGCCGACAAGCUUGUCAGAGAAGUGGAGAUGUUCGGACAGAACUUUGAGCGUUGCCCAGUCGAGGAUGUCGUUGAGACAGCCGUGGCAGAGCCCCCCGCCCCCACACAAGCUGAGACCAAGACCGACAUCACCAAGUUCAAGGCCCAGAAAGGCAAGGCGGCCGCUAAGACAGUCAAGACCAAGUACCAGUUCCAGAUCAUGCUUGCUCAAGGCAUACCUCUAGAAGAGAUCCACAAGUUCUCAGACCCGUAUCACUGGAUAGAAUACUUUCCCCCGCUCGCAAAGAGGGAUCUCACAGCAUUUGGCGCCAGGAUCGACUGGAGGCGCCAGUUCGUCACAACGGACGCAAACCCUUACUACGACAACUUCGUUGCUUGGCAAAUGCGACGACUGAAAGCCAUGGGAAAGAUCAUUUUCGCUAAGCGAUACACUGUCUACAGUCCAAAAGACGGCCAAGCCUGCAUGGACCAUGACAGGCAGUCUGGAGAAGGAGUCACUGUUCAGGAGUACACAGCCUUGAAGAUGAAGGUGGUCAAAUGGGCUGAUUCUGCCAAAACACACAUCGCUGGCCUCCCUGAAGGUGCUUCCUGCUACUUUGUGCCAGCUACACUCCGCCCCGAGACUAUGUACGGUCAAACUUCAUGUUUCGUAGGUCCUUCCAUCAACUACUCGCUUGUCAAGAUCAACGACAGUGAGUACUUCGUACUGAGCGAGAGAGCCGCAAGAAAUAUGGCAUACCAAGGCACCACCGUCAAAUGGGGAGAGUACUCGAUCAUCGCUACAUUCCCCGGUAAGGAUGUUAUUGGCACCAUCGUCAACGCUCCUCUCUCCGUCCACAAGGAGGUUUACAUUCUUCCAAUGGAGACCGUCAAGGAUACAAAGGGCACAGCCGUCGUUACCUGCGUACCAUCAGAUUCGCCAGAUGACUACAUCACGUCAUUUGACUUGGCCAAGAAGGCGGAGUAUUACGGAAUUCAAAAAGAAUGGGUCAAGUUCGACAACCUGCUUGGCAUCAUAGAGACUCCAACCUAUGGAAACCUCACUGCACAGAAGCUGGUCGAAGAAAUGAAGAUCCAAUCGCCUAAGGACUCUGCGAAGCUUGCCGAAGCCAAAGAGAAGGCAUACAAGGAAGGCUUCUACAAGGGCAAGAUGGUGUAUGGUGACUUCGCUGGUAAGCCAGUCGAGGAGGCCAAGCCAUUGGUUCGUAAGCAACUUAUCGACUCUGGUGUCGCUUUCCCUUACGCCGAGCCUGAUGGCAAGGUCAUCAGCCGUAGUGGAGACGACUGUGUUGCGGCCCUGCUUGACCAGUGGUACAUGAACUACGGCACAGCAGCCAACGGCGGAGAUGGCGAGUGGGCCGAAAAGGUCCGAUCCCACAUCGAGGGUGAACUCAAUCUCUACUACCCUGAAGCGAAGAACCAGUUCUUGCGAGUUGUUGACUGGCUCGGCAUCUGGGCAUGCGCUCGAUCCUACGGACUGGGAACCAAGGUGCCUUGGGACCCAAGUGUGAUGGUUGAGAGUUUGUCGGAUAGUACCAUCUACCAGGCAUACUACUCUUUUGCUCAUUUGCUGCACAAGGACAUGUUCGGCAAAGAACCCGGUCCUCUUGGUGUCAAACCCGAUCAGAUGACGGACGAAGCCUGGGACUACGUCUUUGCCCUCCGCGACCGAAGCGAUGUCCCGCAAUCAACAAUUCCUAAGCAGGCUCUCGAGACUAUGCGACGCCAUUUCGACUACUGGUACCCGCUUGACCAACGUUCUUCUGGCAAGGAUCUCAUUCAAAACCACCUAACGAUGAACCUGUAUGUACAUGCCGCAAUCUUCCCGAAGGAGAACUGGCCACGCAGCUUCCGUGUCAACGGUCACUUGCUACUCAACGGUGACAAGAUGAGCAAGUCUACUGGUAACUUCUUGACCAUCGCUGGCGCAGUCCAAAAAUUCGGUGCAGAUGCUACACGUAUUGCUCUGGCCGACGCCGGAGACGAGAUCUCAGAUGCCAACUUCGAGGAGACUGUCGCAAACAGUAAUAUUCUGAAGUUGUUCGAGCUCCGCAAGUGGUGUGAGGAUUUGGUGAACGAGGCCAUCUACGUCCCUGAUGCGGCUGCGUACAUGGAGAAGAGGGCAAACGAGCGUGUAAAGAACGCCGAUGUGAUCCAGCGACAGAGCGGUAGUGAGCGCCUCCUGUUCGACAAGAUGUUCGACAACGAGAUGAAUGUGCUCGUUCACGAAGCUUUUGGUCACUACUCCAACACUUCCUACAAGUUGGCCCUCAAGUCUGGAUUCUAUGACUUCACCAGCGCACGUGACUUCUACCGUGAAGCUACCAAGGCGGCAGGCAUUGGAAUGCACCAGGACCUUGUCAAGAAGUUUAUUGAGCUACAGGCUCUCCUCCUUGCCCCACUCGCACCACACUGGGCAGAAUACAUCUGGCUCGAGGUACUCAAGAACAAGGAGACCAUCCAGAACGCCCUCUGGCCCAAGGUCCCCGAGUCCGACCCAUCACUCACCGCCGCUCGCGAAUUCGUUCGUACCACACAGACCAACAUCACAUCGGCCGAAGGCAACGCCAUUAAGAAGCUUUCAAAGGGCAAGGCCGCGACGUUUGAUCCCAAGAAAGAGAAGAAGAUUAUCAUCUUCUCUGCUCAAGAAUGGCCGGCCUGGCAAAAGAAGUACAUCGACAUGCUCCGCGAUGCGGCUACGAUUGACAUCAAGGCCAUCAGCAAAUCCAUCGAUAAGUCCGAAUCCAAGAAAGCCAUGCCCUUCAUCAACGGCCUCAAGCGUCGUCUCGAUAACGGAGAGCCCAAGGAGGUAGUCUUGAACCGCGAACUUGCUUUUGACGAACUUUCAACCCUGCGCGUCAUGGUUCCGGGCUUGAAGCAGACAAUCCAGAAGUGCGUCGACGUAGAAAUCAUUGUUGUCUCAGAAGGUGGAAAGGAUGGUACGGUGAUCAAGGAAGACGGCAGCAAGGGCGAGACCCGAUCGGAACUGCCACCUCAAGCUGCGACGGCUGAACCUGGUUCGCCCAGCUUCGCUUUCGAGAAUGUUGAGGGCGUGCCUAUUCGGUAAGGGGCACGAGAAAAAUGCGCUGCAAGUUUGGCAUCUGUGGAAUGGGAUGGGUUUAUGCGACACGACAUUUCAUGACGGGCGAGGGUCUAUGAGAUGAAUCAUGUCUGAGAUGACUGCGAAAGUAGAGCAACCUCUCGUGGUGUGUGUUCUAAGAUUACUACUAGAAUACGACCCUUCACAUGUUCAACUGUGAAAGAUCUUCCGAAUUUUAUUCGUGUCCAGCCUGUCUUUGAAAUUUCAAAUUGCCAACUCUGACGCUGAGG
Bipolaris maydis ATCC 48331 is the source of this 4796-nucleotide messenger RNA. RefSeq lists its product as uncharacterized. Gene Ontology annotation, molecular function: aminoacyl-tRNA deacylase activity; leucine-tRNA ligase activity; ATP binding. Gene Ontology annotation, biological process: leucyl-tRNA aminoacylation. The record is from RefSeq and is a predicted model, not a curated record. NCBI's taxonomy places the organism in Eukaryota, Fungi, Ascomycota, Dothideomycetes, Pleosporales, Pleosporaceae.